UAAACCCGAGUAAACUGGCGCGAAUUUUAUGGCGCUCAUUUGUAAACAACAUGGCUUCUUCAUCGAGACAAAGCCAAUCGAUUGUUGACUGUAAUUUUUGCCAAAAAGAAACGAAAUACAAGUGUAUAACUUGCAAUAGUCCAGUUUGUAACCGUUGUAGUUUGUUUCAAGACGAUGAGGAAACUAUUGGUUGGGAGGCUGGAGUAUCUGUUGGAUGUUGCCCAAAUUGUGAAGGGAAUUCUACCACCGAUAAGCAUCCAGUCGAAUCACCGGAGAUGGAAAAUCAUUCCAAUCCGUAUAAUUCAAAUACUUUUUACGCUGAAAGCCGAGAAACUUCAACACCCUCUCCGUUGAUUGGAAGAAAAAGGUUAGACCUAAAUAAUUAUUGUUAAAGCCCCAAGAAAUAUUAUGAUUUUCUUUUAUUCAAUAUCUUGUAUUCUUACUAAUAUUUUGACCAAUAUUUUACUUGUAGUGGCUCAACUGAUGAUGAAUCUGAAGUUAAUGGUAAUGACCUAGGUUCAAAAAAGAAAGCUGGCAGGAAAGCCUUGUAGACCGAGAACGUUCUAAAUGAUUUUAUCGAUAUUGUUGCUAACAGUGAUUACUACAAGAAAAAAUUAAUUUUCACGAAUACAAAAAACCAAAAGAAUGGUAAUAUAUACGAAAAUAUUUUGACAGAGCUUAAAGCAAGGUGCCAUGAUAGGAAAGAAAACAUAGACUUUACUGUGUCUCAAAUGCGUAAUAAAUUUAAGAAAUGCAUCGGAGAAUGCAAACAUGCUGCAAUGACCAUCAAAACUGCUAGUGGCAUAAAACGUUUCCAAGAAGGCAAAGGCUAUGGUAUAUGGUUCAAGCAGUUGUUUCAGCUUGUUCAAUCCAGAGACUCUUGCAGACCUGAGAUGGCAAUAGAACCUUCAGUUUCAAGUGAUAUCAGUAGCUCCAGCUCCAGUGGUAAUCCUUCUCUGAUUGACCUUGAAGAAGAGGAAGAAAUCAGACAGUUGGAAGAAGGUGAAGAUAGUGUGAAAAAAUCAUUUGUUCCCAUGAAGAGAAGAAAAUUGUCAACAAAAGACAAUGUUGGUGAAGCUAUAGCUCUUUUAAAGACUAUGGUGGACAAUGAUCCAUCCAAGGAGCUGCUACGUUUCAUGCAAGAUGAAGCUGAAGUAGCAAGAAAGCAUGAAAUUGAAAUGACCAAGCUUUUUCUUAAUUGUCUAACUUCAUCAAAUGGUGCACAUCAUUCCUGGUCACCACAUCAAUAUUCAACCAAUAUUCAACCAAUGCCAAACUUUCAACCAAUACCAAAUUUUCAACAAGAAACAAAAAUCCACUCAUCAGCUAAUCUUCAGCAGUAUCAAUUACCAACCCAAAGUCAUUCAGCAGGCACUCCAAACUUUAGCAAUAGUCAUUCAGACUAUGAUCUCAAACAAUACCAGUCUUUAUAGAAAUUAUGUAUGUGAAUAAAAAUAACAUAUUAUGGCAUUUAUUAUGCCCUGAUGCACUUGCAAUGUUUAAUUAGUUCUUAUAAUUCAGUUGUGUUGUUGAUAAAGACAUUUCAAGUAAUAAAGAUAUUUUUUACUAAUUGCUA
Xenia sp. Carnegie-2017 is the source of this 1576-nucleotide messenger RNA. RefSeq lists its product as uncharacterized. The record is from RefSeq and is a predicted model, not a curated record. NCBI's taxonomy places the organism in Eukaryota, Metazoa, Cnidaria, Anthozoa, Malacalcyonacea, Xeniidae. The transcript has a single exon. Bases 732 to 1433 code for a protein of 233 amino acids.